UCUCAGUCAGUGCAUACUGUGAAGUUAUACCCUUUAUUUUUUCAUUCAUAUUUGUUGGGAAAAAUGGCUAGCAGCAAAUUUCGCUCCAUUGAGAGCCCCAUGAAAUUUAAAGAUCAGGAUUACAAAUCCCUGAGAGAUGCCUGUUUAAAGUCUGGUUCUCUCUUCUGCGACACUACAUUUCUUGCUGACCAGAACUCCAUUGGAAUGCCCGUGGAUCCCAACACUGACAAGGUGACAUGGUUACGACCCAAGGAGAUCUGUGACAAUGCUGUAUUUGUGGAGGGCACUAUUGGCACCACAGAUAUCUGCCAGGGCCAGCUGGGUAACUGCUGGCUCUUGGCAGCACUGUCCUGUCUCACCAUGCAUCCUGAGCUUUUUGUAAAGGUGGUUUCAUCUGAGCAGAGUUUGACGGAGGGAUAUGUUGGGAUCUUUUAUUUCCAUUUCUGGCAGUAUGGGGAGUGGGUUGAGGUGGUGGUGGACGAUCGGCUGCCGGUGCGCGGCGGCCGUCUGCUGUUCAGUUACUCCCGCAGCAAAAACGAGUUCUGGAGCGCCCUGGUGGAGAAAGCCUACGCCAAAUUGAUGGGAUCCUACAGCAGUCUGAAAGGUGGUAAUAUCUCAGAGGGGAUGGAGGACUUCACUGGAGGCAUUGCAUACUCACAGCUUGUGUCUGCCUACAAGCCCCCUGUGCUCUGGAGACAACUGACUGCAUCACUGUCUAGAGGGACCUUGCUGAGCUGCUUUAUACAGGCCAAGACCUCGCGUGAGAUUGGGACCAUCACUUCAGAGGGACUAGUGAGAGGUCACGCCUAUGCCAUCACUGACACAAACAAGAUACAAAUAGACUCAACUGAGGUCCUGCUGGUGAAAUUGCGUAAUCCAUGGGGUUUUGUGGAAUAUUGUGGACCCUGGAGUGACAAGUGUAAGAACUGGAAGAAGGUUGCCAAGGCUGAAAUUGAAAAACUCCAGCUUCAAAAUAUGGAGGAUGGGGAAUUCUGGAUUGCAGUGGAGGCGUUCAGUAGCCUCUUUAACAUGGUGGAGCUGUGCAGUGUGAAGCCAGACUCCCUGAGCAGCGACAGUGACUCCGCCUCCUCCUGGUUUCUCACUGAGUACGAAGGCUCGUGGAUCCCGGGCUGCUCUGCAGGAGGCAGCCGCAAAUAUAGACGGUCAUUUUGGAAAAACCCAAACUUUAAGCUAUCACUGACAGCAGCAGAUGUCGAGGGACAGGGUGAUGAUGAUGACGAUGAAGAUGAUGCAAACAGGUCAAACCCAAACUAUCAGCUAUCAAUGACAGCAGCAGAUGUCGAUGGACAGGAUUAUGACGAUGAAGAUGAUGCAAAUGCUGCUGCACAGAAUCAGAAGGAGAAAGGGAAGAAGUGCACGCUGCUGGUGGAGUUGCUGCAGAGAGACCGCAGGAGCAAGAACAAAGUCCAGUUCCUCCACAUCGCCUUCCACAUCUACAAGGUGGAGAACCAAGUGGGUAAGCUGGAUGAGGCAUUCUUCUCAUCCAAUAAACCCGCGGGGCGCUCGGGCAAGUACCAGGCCGUGCGGGGGGUGUAUAACAGAGUACUGCUGGAGCCAGGCAAUUAUGUCAUCAUACCGUCCACCUACAGACCCAACCAGCCAGGGGACUUCUUCCUCCGGAUCUAUGCCAAGACUGGCAAUACACUGGGACGUGAAAAGUUCACAUGCUCCACAAACUUCUUCAUGACUGUGAUGUCAAACCCACCUCUGCCUGAGGACCAAAUGAGAGUGAAUAACUGGUUCGAUCAGGAGGAUGUCUCUGACGACAGACUCGAUGCUGCAGCGUUCAUGAGGCUUGUGAACUCAGUUUUGGAGAAGGACUAUCAUCUUCCUCUGGAGACGUGCCGACAGCUUGUUUUAGGAGAAGAUACCAGAGGAAAGGCCAGGCUGGACCGCACACAGGCUCUCAAGCUGGUGACAUCACUGCGAAACCUACAAUCAACCUUUUUCAAACAUGAUGAGGACUCAUCCGGAACUAUGAGUCCCUUUGAGCUCACUGAAGCCCUGAAUGCAUCAGGUUUGAAGUGUGACAGUGAGGUCGUGAAGGUGGUUUGGGAACGCUUUGGGUCUGGGGAGAUCCAUCUGCCCUUCCAUGGCUUUGUCUCCUGUGUCACCAGGCUGAGAGCACUCCAUGAACUGUAUGAGUCGGAGAAUCUUGAGAAGAAGAAGUCAGGGCUGAAAACUUGGCUGCUGAGACUGCUGGCUUUAUGAGGAUACUCCAGAUCCAGGAUAUUUCAGCCUAUGAUACGAGGGAAUCUACAGUGCUUUAACGCAUGCCUUUCUUUGUUCUUCCUACCAGCCAUGAGACCCCCUAAAAAACAUUUAGGGCCAUACAUUUGAAGGGUCAGUUUGAACUUUUCUAAUCUACAGUAGCCAAUGUCUAAGCCAUAAACACUUGUUUAACGUAGCUAAUAUGUGACCAGCCAAACAGCGUAUGAGGAAUGAUUAUCUGCUCCUGUUUAGCAAAGGCAUGUUCAAAAGCAAAACAUUCUGCUCUGUUUUGCUAAGAUUUCUGGUUUGAACAACAUGUUUGGUCACAAUGGGUGCAACGAUGUGCAACAGACUUUUGAGGCAUUUUUCUCUUGUUCGGUGGGUGUGUCAGAGACACUAUCCUAUCAGCAUCCAUGUGUAUACAAAACCAGCAGCAUGAAAAAGGCAGUGAGCACAGCAGAUCCACCUACAGUCAUUUACCGAUGAAAGAUAAGAAUGAAAAGUUGAAAGGAAGAUGAAACCUACAUUCACAUAGAUUUAAUCGGGCUCAAAAUAAAUGUAGAAAACAAAGCAACUCUUAGAACACUUGUGCCGUCAACUUAAAAAGACAAAUUAUGAAGGCUGAUUAUUGGAGAGGUGUUUAAAUGUUGUAACAAAUUACAUUGUUACAUUGUAACAAAAUACAAUGGAAGAAUUGUAACACCCCUGGGGCCUUGUACACGUGUCUAAUGUUGGCUAGUUUUUGUGUUUAUGCAAGUUCGCCCAAGAGAAAAUACAAGAACAUAGUUGGGAAUAGCCUGCCAUAUAAAUCUGCCACUUCACAGUGAUCAUAUCCCUUCACAUUCCAAUGAAUAUUUUGCUGUCCUCUGAAACUAAUACAAUUCAUAAUCAAUUAUGCAAAAUUAUACAAUUUCUAGUGCUUUUUUAACACUGUGGGCAUGCUGGCUGAAUCUCAAUAGCAAUCUAGAUGUCAUGCCUACUCCAGCAACUCCCAUAGCUCCCAAUCCAAGGGCACACCCAUCCUCCAUUCACAAGACCAAUUAGUUGUGCUUUAUCUUCUCUCAGUUCCAGACAGUACUUUAACAUUGUUGGGUUAUGUGCUGCUGUUAUUAUUCCUCACUGUGAGGUACAUUUUAUCUCUUCAGCUUUUUGUUGUUUUUGGUUGUGCCUACUCCUUGUGAGUUAAUUUUUGUAACUUGCAAGCUUUGUGGAAUAAAUUGCACUUGCAUCCUGUC
This is a messenger RNA of Alosa alosa (allis shad), 3467 nucleotides long. RefSeq names its product calpain 12 (gene capn12). NCBI's taxonomy places the organism in Eukaryota, Metazoa, Chordata, Actinopteri, Clupeiformes, Clupeidae. Gene Ontology annotation, biological process: proteolysis; negative regulation of apoptotic process. Gene Ontology annotation, cellular component: cytoplasm. The record is from RefSeq and is a predicted model, not a curated record. The transcript has 21 exons. Gene Ontology annotation, molecular function: calcium-dependent cysteine-type endopeptidase activity; calcium ion binding. Bases 64 to 2232 code for a protein of 722 amino acids.